AUGGACUUCAAGAUACCAGACUUGCGGUUUGAGCAGACCUUCAUCAAGCAAUUGAACUCGUACGCAGGCAGAGACACGCAAGACGUUGCCACCCUCAGCGAAGAAGAACUCAAACUCGUGAAUAGUGAUCUCGAUAAGAAGGAGAUAGAAGCCAGAGAUUCGCUCACGCCACUCGAGCCUAUUACCCCCUCGAUAGUGAUAUAUGCUAUUAUCAAGGACCAGAUACUCAUGCCGUUGCUCCAGGGCUUUUUGUGGAGUGGAUUUUUGUUAUCGGUCAGUCCGAUUCUUGCAGGGGUGGUUGCCCAUGGUCAACGAACAGGCACUUGGGUGGCCAAUCUCGUGGGAUUGAAUAGAUUG
Molecule: messenger RNA, 357 nt
Organism: Suhomyces tanzawaensis NRRL Y-17324
Lineage: Eukaryota; Fungi; Ascomycota; Pichiomycetes; Serinales; Debaryomycetaceae
Exons: 1
Biological process (GO): mitophagy
Molecular function (GO): mitochondrion autophagosome adaptor activity
Source: RefSeq, a predicted model, not a curated record